Molecule: messenger RNA, 1407 nt
Organism: Psilocybe cubensis
Lineage: Eukaryota; Fungi; Basidiomycota; Agaricomycetes; Agaricales; Agrocybaceae
Exons: 15
Coding region: 1-1407 (468 amino acids)
Biological process (GO): adenylate cyclase-activating G protein-coupled receptor signaling pathway
Cellular component (GO): heterotrimeric G-protein complex
Molecular function (GO): G protein-coupled receptor binding; GTPase activity; G-protein beta/gamma-subunit complex binding
Source: RefSeq, a predicted model, not a curated record
AUGAAACGGUCAAAGGAGAAAUCCAGUCCUAGUCCUACAUUCCCUCCCUUAAACCCAUAUUCAGUUGCACGAUGGUCUGGCGCUACCGACUCGGAAACUGAAGAAGAAGCAAGGCUACGGCUUCAAGCUAUGCAAGAUGCCAUUAAUGUUUCUAGAGGGAUAGACAUCAUGCUGCAGGAGAGUAAAAGGGACAUGGAAAGACGAAGGAAAGGUGUUAAAAUAUUGCUACUAGGUCAAUCGGAGUCUGGAAAGAGUUCCGUCUUGAAGAAUUUUCAAUUGGCUUUUGCUCCAAGGCAUUUUGAAAGUGAACGACCCAUUUGGAAAAUUGUUAUUCAACUUAAUAUUAUUGGCUCGAUAAAAACCAUUCUUGAAGCUCUGCGGGAAGAGUACGAACCCAAUGGCCAGGUGACGACACCUAUUGACAUUUCGCCUAAUUCACCUUUGCGGACUCUCAGAAGAAUGACCCUCGGUCUUUCUCCCCUUUUUUUCAUUGAGACAAAUCUCUUGAAAAUUUUAUCUCCCGAAUCCACUGACUCACGGGACAUGUCGGUGCGCGCGGGGAAUGGAUGGAAAGCGUUGCUCAAAGCUAGACGGGAUCCCUUUGCUUCAGGUGACCAUCACUCUACGCGAAGGCGAUCUCAAGCUUUGUUGGGACAAGAAAACGACCCAUCCUCGGUGCUCCUGGGCCAACGGGAUGAUAUAAUCUCAUUAUGGCAGAACCCAGAGACGCAGGAAAUUUUACACAGAAGGCGCCCACUUUUCCGUGACCAACCAGGAUUUUUCAUGGACGAUAUCGCAAGAAUCAUCACUCCUGAUUACGUUCCAACCGAUCGUGAUAUUAUCCGAGCACGACUACGCACAACUGGCAUUGAAGAGUAUCGAUUUGUUGCUGAGAAUCCUGGUGGUCUGAAUUCGGACUUUUAUAUCACUGACGUUGGAGGAUCACGGAGUCAGCGGGCAUCUUGGGCACCUUUCUUUGACGACGUCCAAGCUAUUCUAUUUCUUGCCCCUCUUGCAUUUAACCAAAUGCUUGAUGAGGACCGCAGAGUCAACAGGCUGGAGGACAGCUUAUGGCUAUGGAAGGAUAUCUGCAGUAACCGGUUGUUGCAGAACGCCAAUUUGAUACUCUUCUUUAAUAAGAGAGAUGUUCUCGCUGCCACUCUUGCAGCCGGUGUCAAAGUAAAGAAAUUUGUACCGACGUACGGCGACCUUCCUAAUGAUGUUCCCCACGUCACCAAAUACUUCAAAGAGAAGUUCCGUUUCUCCCAUAAGAGAUUCUCCCCCGACGCACGUCCUUUCAUAUGUCAUGAGACAUCGGCCAUUGACAUCAAAGCCAUGACGGUCCUCCUGACUGGUGUUCGCGAGGCUAUCUUGCGCCAACACUUACGCAAUGGAGAUAUGCUCUGA